GAAGGAGGAAGAGUGAAAACAAAAACAAAAAAGAUAGACGACGAUUCAUUUCUUUGGUAUCGGACUAACUCCACCGUUUACGAUUCUUCUUCAUCAAUUCCAUCAUCAUCUUUGUCGAAAUUUACAAUCUUUUUUCAGUCAAAAGAAUCGGUAAAUCAUACCGAAAACUCAAAACUUUCAGACACGAAACUCCGUUUUUUUUUUAAAAAAAAGGAAAAAAGAAAAAAUCCUUUGCGAUUAUACACAUUGUACGUAGCGGUAGAGCUACACAACAACAUUACUGUCUCUCUCUCUCUAUCUCUCUCUCUCUCUCUCUCUCUCUCUCUCAGAGGAAAAGUUCUGAUCUUUGUCUUCUCUUAUCGUUAUCUAAGUCUCUCUGACUCUCUCUCUCUCUGCCUCGAGAUUCUCCACUCCAUUAAGUUUGAAGGCAUAUAUAGCAUUGAACAGACAAUUGUGAUGGGUAAUAAGCUGGGAAGGAAGAGACAGACUGUGGACGAAAGGUUCACUAAGCCACGACAAGGUUUAUACAUGAGCAAAGAUGUUGACAUUAAAAAGCUUAAGAAACUCAUCUUAGAGUCUAAGCUUGCUCCUUGUUAUCCUGGUCAUGAGGAAAGCUCCUGCCAUCAUGAUCUUGAAGAGUGUCCUAUUUGCUUUCUGUACUAUCCGAGCCUUAAUAGGUCAAGAUGUUGUAUGAAAAGCAUUUGUACAGAGUGCUUUCUGCGGAUGAAGAGUCCUAAUUCAGCUCAACCUACUCAAUGCCCGUUUUGCAAAACUUCCAAUUAUGCUGUCGAGUAUCGUGGAGGGAAGACUAAAGAGGAGAAGAACACUGAACAAAUUGAAGAGCAGCGAGUUAUAGAAGCUAAAAUAAGGAUGAGGCAGAAGGAGGUUGAAGAAGAUGAAGAAAGAAUGCAGAAACGUCUGGAAUCGUUUUCUUCUAGUUCUAGCACUAGUGCCGCAGCUGUUGAUACAGAAUAUGGUUCUGCUGCAGAGGAUGAUGGGGAAAUUGUUUCAUCUGAAGACUCAUGUCUGCUAUCGCAUCCUCAGGUUACAAGGGAUGGCCAAUCUGACUUUGAUCUUGAGGAUAUAAUGGUCAUGGAAGCAAUAUGGCUCUCAUUGCAGGAAUCUGGAAUUCAGAGAAAUACAUCACCUGGUGAAAUUUCAGAGAAAGUUCAUAAUGUGGAACCAUCGACUCCAUCAUCAUCAUCAUCUCCAUCGGGUGGGCUAGCUUGUGCAAUCGCUGUUCUCGCUGAACGCCAGCAAAUGGUUGGUGAAUCUUCCUCCAAUGAAAACGAUAACGUUGCAUCACACAACAUGGUUAUAGGCAAUUGUAACAACAGCCAUUACAAUACCAUAGAAGAAGAUAGUAACCAUUACCUACAAGGAGCAGGAACCAGCUAUGCAAGAUCUGAUAUAGCUGAUGAUAGUGCGAGUGAGGUUUCCAGGGAAGUAACAUGGCAAUAGAGUUCCAAAAUGUAGGAAGUUUAAGAGUUGUUAUAUAGUCGUUGCUUAUAUAUGUUAGUGUGAGUGAAUGAUUUAAGUUUUGUUAGUUAGUUUUCAGGGUGUUCGUUGAGCACUCGUACAUGUGCCAAUAGGAAAAGACAAAUGGUUUUCAAUAUCAAUACAGAAGCUUGGUUGUUUGGUUA
Messenger RNA from Camelina sativa (false flax), 1643 nucleotides. Its product is annotated as E3 ubiquitin-protein ligase DA2L. Gene Ontology annotation, cellular component: cytoplasm. The record is from RefSeq and is a predicted model, not a curated record. Lineage: Eukaryota; Viridiplantae; Streptophyta; Magnoliopsida; Brassicales; Brassicaceae.